Cervus elaphus (red deer) is the source of this 4617-nucleotide messenger RNA. RefSeq names its product thioredoxin domain containing 16 (gene TXNDC16). The record is from RefSeq and is a predicted model, not a curated record. The transcript is spliced from 22 exons. The coding region runs from base 646 to 3102 and encodes 818 amino acids. NCBI's taxonomy places the organism in Eukaryota, Metazoa, Chordata, Mammalia, Artiodactyla, Cervidae.
GCAAGCAGGGAUGCUUGCCGGCAUUCGGACCUGGUGGGUCUCCCUCAGCAACGACCGCACCACCCGGCUGUGGAGUUUGGCUUAAAUAGGGCCUCACCUGGAUGCUUCUCAGGGACGUUUUGUUUUCUUCUUUUUCCCUAGCGUGAGCGCCUAUAAAACGUGAGCUCUUUGUGGGGAGAGGGCAAGGAAUGAGACGAAGGCUGAACGGAAGAUCUAAGUAAGAGACCUUUCCCUCCCUCAGGACAUGUUCCAGAAGAGAGUGGAAAGAGAAUGGGAUGGGACCCAGUUCCCAAAUGAGAUUGCUCCAACUGAAGAGGGCCACCAGCUGCUCCAUCUGCACAGAAGGGCAAAUCCUUGUCCACUCCUCUCACUAGCAGGAGGAUCAGUGUUUUUCUCCUGAGAUAAUAUAUAUCAGCAGUAGAAAAGCUUCCUGAAAGAAGAAAUUGUGCAAAAGAAAUUUGAAAGUAGCAGAGAGAACUGAGAGUGGACACAGUGGACAGCAUGGGAAUUUUACUUCAUUCAUUCAUUUAACAAAUUCCUGGGGCACAACUUUGUCGAAUACCUACCCCUGCCAGGUAUUGUCUUGGGCAACAGAACACAGCAGUGAAGAAAACAGAUUCUCCCAUCCACAUACAGCCACGGCUGAUGAUGUCUUCCAGUUUCAGUGUGUUUAGAGCUGGCAUCUCUUUUGUCAUGAUGUGCAUUUUUUAUACAUCAGCAGUAGACUCUCCAGAGCUGAGUCCUCAGAAAUUCUUCAGGACAUUGCAACCAGGAAAAGCCACCUUAGUUUAUUUUUGUCAAGCUGAGUCUCUAAGAACUUCUAUGUUUCUUGAAGAACUGAAUGAGGCUGCUAAACCUCUCCAGGACUAUGGAAUUUCAGUAGCAAAGGUUAAUUGUGUCACAGAAGAAACAUCCAGAUACUGUGGAAGUGAAAAGGAUUUGAUGAAAGCAUAUUUAUUCAGGGGCAACAUAGCGCUGAGAGAAUUCCCAACGGAUACCUUGUUUGACGUGGAUGCUAUCGUUGCUCAUGUUCUCUUUGCUCUUCUUUUUAAUGAAGUAAAAUAUAUUACCACCCUGGGAGACCUUCAGAACAUAGAAAACACUCUAAAAGGAAAAGGAAACAUUGCAUUCGCGUAUGUCAGAGCCAUUGGAACACCAGAGCACAGAGCCGUCAUGGAAGCCGCUUUUGUGUAUGGGACCACACACCAAUUUGUCUUAACCACGGAAAUUGCCCUUUUGGAGAGUAUUGGCCCUGAGGAUAUAGAGUAUCCACAUCUCUACUUUUUUCACUGUAAACCAGUCUUGGACUUGACCCAGCCAUGUAGGAGAAUACUAAUGAAGCAGUCACUGACUACACUGAACAUUCAUCAAUUUAUUAAGACAAUGGAAGCACCUCUGCUGACUGAAGUUACUGGAGAUCCUAGACAAGUUUCAACUGUUCAUGUACAACUAGGAUUACCACUGGUUUUUAUUGUUGGUCAACAAGCUACUUAUGAAGCUGAUAGAACAACUGCAGAAUGGGUUGCUUGGCGUCUUCUGGGAAAAGCUGGAGUUCUACUUUUGUUAAGGGACUCUUUGGAAGUGGACAUUCCUGAGGAUACUAAUGUUAUCGUCAGAAGAGCAGAAGAGGAAGCGCAAAUGGAAUUUUUGGCAUUAAGUCAUAUUGAUUUAAUAGUAUUCCAUGUGGAAAGUACCAUGUACAUUGAGGAAAUGAGCAAAUAUGAAGACAUGGAAGAUCUAAAUAUAGGAAUUCAAGAUGAUGAAGUGGAAGAAACUGUUUACAGAGACAGGAAGAGACAGUUACCUUUGGAACUCACUGUGGAAUUAACAGAAGAGACAUUUCAUGCGACAGUAACGGCUUCUGACAGCAUAGUGCUUUUCUAUGCUGGCUGGCAAGCAGUAUCCAUGGCAUUUUUGCAGUCCUAUAUCGACGUGGCAAUUAAACUGAAAGGCACAUCCACCAUGCUGCUUGCUAGAGUAAACUGUGCAGAUUGGUCUCAUGUGUGUACCAAGCAAAAUGUUACCGAAUUUCCUGUUGUAAAGAUGUACAAGGAAGGCCAGAACCCGGUAUCUUACACUGGUAUGCUGGGAACUGAAGAGCUCUUAAAAUUUAUUCAACUCAACAGGAUUUCAUGCCCAGUGAACAUUACGUCUGUCCAAGAAGCAGAAGAAUAUUUAAAUGGGGAAUUAUAUAAAGACCUAAUCUCCUAUUCUAGCUUGUCAGUACUGGGACUGUUUAGUCCAACCAUGACAAGAGCGAAAGAAGAGUUCACUGAAGCAGGAAGCUACCUAAAAGGAUAUGUUACCACAGGAAUUUAUUCUGAAGAAGAUGUUUUGAGACUAUCAAGUAAAUAUACCGUAACUCUUCCAGCCCUGCUGCUUGCCAGACACAAAGAAGGCAAAAUAGAGAGCAUUCCAUUAGUUAACGUCCGUGUGCAAGACAUAGUUCAAAUAAUAACAAAUGCAUCACUGGAAACAUUUCCAGAGAUCACUGUGGAAAAUCUUCCCAUUUACUUAAGACUUCAGAAACCAUUACUUAUUUUAUUCAGUGAUGGUGGCAUAGAUCUUCAGCAUGAAAAAACAAUACUAAUGCUGGCUAAAAAGAAAUACUUGGAUUCACUUACCCCUUGUUGGUUAAAUCUGAAGAAGACGCCAGUGGGGAGAGGAGUCUUGCAGGCUUAUUUUGGUACCCUGCCCCCGCUUCCUCUUCUUGUUGUGGUGAAUCUGCAUUCAGGUGGCCACGUGUUUGCAUUUCCUUCAGACCAGGCUAUCACUGAACAGAACCUUUUAUUGUGGCUGAAGAAAUUAGAAGCAGGACUAGAAAGUCAUAUCAAAGUUUUACCUGCUCAGGAAUGGAAACCUCCUCUGCCUGCUUAUGAUUUUCUAAGUAUGAUGGAUGCGGCAGCAUCUGAGCAUCUUACUAGGAAAGAUCCCGAGUGUAUAAAAGAAACUGACGUGCAGGAAAGUGAUAAAGAACAGCCUGACGAUAAAUCCGCAAUCACAGAGGAAUCGACUGAAACAUUGAAAAUGAAGCAUUCAAGCAGAAGUAGUUGGUUUGAAGAAGCCAAAAAACUGCUCAGGCGUGAUAAUAAAGAAUUAUGAUACUCAAAAGAGAGCUAAUUUUAUAGGGCUGUGAAAAGCUUCCCAAAGUCUUUUUGGCUUAUUUGAUAGACUUGAGAAUUUAUUUCACUAUAAAGUAAUACUGAGUCGUUUCAAGUUUCUAGAUCAGGGCUAUUCAGUGGAAAUAUAAUGUGCAAUAUAGUAAUUUAGAAUUUUCUAUAGCCACAUUAAAAUAAAACUGAGCAGGUGAAAUUAAUUUUAUUUCACCCAGUUUAAGUAUACCACCCAAAAAUAGUUCAGUUAACAUAAAAAUUGUGAGUUAUUUUACAUUCUUUUUUUGUAUCAAGUCUUCAAAAUCCAGUGCGUAUUUUAUGCUUACUACACAUCUCACUUCAGAGUAGCUACGUUUCAAGUGCUCAGUAGCCACAUAUGGCUGGUGACACAGGUGAAGCCAUACGUAUUCAUGUAUCCCUUCUCCCCCAAACUCCCCUCCCAUCCAUUCUGCCAUGCAACAUUGAGCAGAGUUCCCUGUGCUAUAGUUGGUCUUUCUUGGUUAUUUAUUUUAAAUAUAGCAGUGUGUCCAUGUCCAUCCCAAACUCCCUAACAACCGUAAGUUCAUUCUCUAAGUCUGUGAGUCUCUUUCUAUAAAACCAGUGUUUCUUAAUCAGGGGAGAGUUUUGCCCCCAAGGGGACAUUUGGUAAUGUCAAGAGGCAUUUUUGAUUGUCAUUACUACGGGCAUUACUGACAUAUAGUGGGGUUAAGUAGAAGCCAGGGAUGCUAAUAAGCAUCUUACAAUGCAUUGGACAACUCCUCCUGCCCCAAACAAAGAAUUAUCCUGCUCAAAUGUCAAUAAUCCCAAGUUUGGGUUAAACUAAUCUGUGGCAAAAGGUUAAAUUCCCUUAUAUUUUUAAAAGUAAUGAAAUAACCCUAAAAAGAAUGCAGAGUAAGAUAUAUUUAAUAUAUAUUAUGUUGUAUAUGUUAUAUAAUGAUUAUCUUAUAUAUAAUAAUAUAUAUUACAUAUAAUAUAUAAAUAAUUCUUAUAUAUAUACAGUUGCUCCUUAGACCAACCUAGAUUUGAACUGCACCGUUCUACUUACAUGUAGAUUUCUUUCACUGAAUACUUUCUACAGUACUAUAGUGUCCGUGGUUGGUUGACUCUGCAGAUGUGGAACCAUGGAUAUGGAGGGCUAACUGUAAAAAGCUGUUUGGGGGUUGGCUCCCCUAAACCCCACAUUAUUCAAGGGUCAACUGUAUAUUUCAUUGUAUCAUAGAUCAUUUGUUCCACCCAGCACCCUUCCUAGAUGUUUUUCUUAUGGCAUGUAAUCUGUAUUAAUUCAACUCGUUCUCAGUUUUUUAUUUGUUACAUGGGAUAUAUGAACGUUAACUCCAAAUAUAGCUUGUAUUAGUAAAACGUCACCAGCCUAACCAUUAACUGCAAGCACAUAAAAACUUGAAAUCAAUUAGUCAUUGUACCAUAGGCAGAAAUUUUGACAGUUAUUAAUAUGUGUUUUUAAUAAUUUUAAAUAAAGUAUCUGGAUUUCAGGCUACCUUUAAAA